GCUGUGCGGACAGAGGGACGGACGGAGCGGGCGGUCAGGACUGAUUACCGGGGGGACUCAGACCCGUGGGAUUUGCUUCAGGUUUAAAAGCGACAGUCUUCACGCAGAGUUGGACUCUCAGAGCAGGGAAAAGUCCAGGGCAACAGCUCUGGAGCCUCAGCUGCGGUGAAAAAAAAAAAAAAAAAAGGUUUGGGAGUUUUGUCUUGUGACAGCUGCUGCCAGGCUGGAAAGGCUCGGUGACCAGGAGGUGAGCUGUCACCAUCCUCCCAGCUGUCUCUGAGAGAAUUGAUCCGUCGAGCGGCAUCCUGGCUGCGUCUGCCUCCGUUUGCUUGUGUGAGGCUUUACGAUGAGGGGGCUUGACUGGAGAGGCCCCUGCUGACACUUCAGAUGUCCAGAUUUCCGCUCUGACUCCUGCUUCCUGAAUACAUUUGUGUGCCCCUCCCCCCUUUUUUUGUGAAGACCCCACACCGUCUGAAACCAUCAGUAUGGCCAGCCUGGUGAUCAACGAAACUGGAAUGGAGGAUUGUGGGAUUGAUGACUCCUUUAAGUACGACCUGUACGCUUCUGUGUACAGUGUGGUCUUUAUCUUGGGCCUGGUAACCAAUUGUGCUGCCCUCUUUGUGUUCUGCUUCCGGAUGAAGAUGCGCAACGAGACCACAAUGUUCAUGACUAACUUAGCAUUGUCAGAUUUAGUUUUUGUUUUUACGCUGCCUUUCAAGGUCUUCUACAAUGUGAAUCGAAACUGGCCUUUUGGAGAUGGGCUGUGCAAGGUUUCAGGAACAGCCUUCAUCACUAACAUCUAUGGCAGCAUGCUUUUUCUCACCUGCAUCAAUGUAGAUCGCUUCCUCGCAAUAGUGUACCCGUUCCGUUCACGCACCAUCCGCACUCGCAGGAAUGCAGCGAUGGUCUGUGCUGCUGUAUGGCUGACCAUCGUGGGUGGAGGAAUAUCAGUGACUUUCUUCUCUACCAUCAACAGCAAACACAGAGCUACUACAUGCUUUGAAGGCUUUUCCAAAAAAACUUGGAAGACCUAUCUGUCUAAAAUCACCAUCUUCAUUGAGAUUGUGGGUUUUCUCUUCCCUCUUUUGGCUAAUUUAGUAUGUUCCUCAUUGGUUCUACGGACGUUGAGUCGCCCAGUGACUGUUGGUCACGGAUGUGACAGCAAGAAACGUGUCCUGCGGAUGAUUGUGGUGCAUCUGACCAUUUUUAUUGUUUGCUUCGUACCGUAUAACUUCUUGCUCUUUUUGUAUGCUCUUGUGCGAACCCAGGCCUUGGCUAACUGCACCGUGGAACGCUUCGCCCGAACACUUUACCCCAUCACCCUGUGUUUGGCCAGUCUCAACUGCUGCCUGGAUCCUGUGGUCUACUACUUCACUUCAGAGAGCUUCCAGAAGAGCCUAACAAUAGGUGGCAAAGGGUCUGGAUCACGUCCUGAAAGCAUCCCCCGCAGUGACACUGAGACCCAGUACACGGCACAAAAUCUCCCGACAGACACACACACUGUGGCCAGCAAUGGAAAAGAGACAACAGUAUCUGACAGUCAGUUAUGACUCAACCUUAAUGGAGAAAAAGAAAUGGGUUUCGAAGGAAACUUUGAACUUGGACAAUUAUGCAACAAACUAAACUGUUUAGUUAUGGAAGUGGCAAACAAAUAGCCCUGCAGAUUAGUUAAGCCCUGAGGUAAAUCUUGAAGUAUGGCUUGGGCUUUUUGGAUUAAUCUACCCCUGGAGAACAAAGGAACAUAUUUGUAUUUGUUGUGAGUGAACUUUGUGGGGACCACGGAGCCACCAACAAUGGAACUACUGUGAUGGUCAAAAUAGACAAAGAGCCUCCACCAGAGACUCUAGUACAUCAUCACUCAGGCUUAACCCACAAAAAUCACAAUACUGUAGAUCAGGGGU
This is a messenger RNA of Austrofundulus limnaeus, 1901 nucleotides long. RefSeq names its product lysophosphatidic acid receptor 4 (gene lpar4). The coding region runs from base 486 to 1550 and encodes 354 amino acids. Gene Ontology annotation, cellular component: plasma membrane. Gene Ontology annotation, molecular function: lysophosphatidic acid receptor activity. Gene Ontology annotation, biological process: positive regulation of Rho protein signal transduction; phospholipase C-activating G protein-coupled receptor signaling pathway. Lineage: Eukaryota; Metazoa; Chordata; Actinopteri; Cyprinodontiformes; Rivulidae. The transcript is spliced from 3 exons. The record is from RefSeq and is a predicted model, not a curated record.